AUGGAGGGACCACUGCACUACAGACAGUUUAGAAACUACACCAAUCAACAAAAUGUGCGUAUUCGACACCUUAGGGAUAGAUUUAGCCCUUUAGAGGAAUACCACAAUGAAGACUUUUGUUUGCAUUUUCACCUUCAAAGGGAUUCAGUCAUUGACCUUGUAAAAAUUUUGGAGAAAGAUCUUCAACAUCAAACUAGGAGAGGACUGCCGCUGACACCAAUGCAGCAAGUGCUUAUUGCUUUGAGAUUCUAUGCAACAGGAACUUUUCAAAGGGUUAUUGGCGAUUUAUUUGGUGUUAGUGCAUUUGCUGCAUGUACUGCAGUUGACAAGGUUUCAAGGGCUAUUGCAAAACACAGAGCACAGAAACCUGGCGGAUACAAAGAGAAAGUUUUAUGAUGUUGUGCACUUUCCAGGUGUGAUCAGCGCCAUCAAUGGUACCCACAUCAGGAUCAUAUGUCCCAACAAAGAAAAUGCUAUGGCAUUUGCUAACAGAAAGCAGUUUUACUCCAUCAACGUCCAAUCCGUUUGUGAUAGCGAGGCCUUUAUUACUAACAUUGUAGCUCGCUGGCCUGGAUCGACGCACGACUCGUGCAUUUUUUAGAACAGCAAGAUCGCAGACAAAUUGAGGAAUGGUGCUAUUGAUGACAUUCUUGUGGGUGGCAAAGUGCGCUAUAAUACUGCACAUAGGCGUACUAGGUGUGUUAUUGAGAGAUGCUAUGGACUGCUAAUAGUCGUUUUCUGUGUCUUCACUUGGGACUGUGCACCGCCUUGA
Porites evermanni is the source of this 772-nucleotide messenger RNA. The record is from the annotation of a GenBank genome assembly. Lineage: Eukaryota; Metazoa; Cnidaria; Anthozoa; Scleractinia; Poritidae.